AUGGAUGUCCCAAAGGAAGAGGAGGAGGAAUACAUAAAGUUGAUAAAAUGCUCGAACAAUGUGGAGUUCAAGACAAACGAGGAGAUAGAAGCGCUGGAAAUUUGCAUGGAGAAGUCCAUCAAUUUGAAAAUAAUCCAGUACUUUGUUAACAUAAAGGAAUUGUACUUGGUAAAAAAUAACAUCUCUGAUGUAACCCCUUUGUUCGAAUGCUCAAAUCUGAGGGUCUUAUUUUUGCAAAUCAAUAAGAUCAAGAGCGUCCUAGGGUUGGGGAAGCUGAAGAAACUGGAGAAACUGAACCUAUUCAGCAAUCAACUGACGGAGAGCGCCAUAGAUUUGGGAAAGAACAAACAGUUACACUACAUCGAUCUGAGCGACAAUGCACUAGAGAGUAUCGACUUCUUCUGGUGCACCACUUCUUUUGUACACAUCAAUUUGGCCAACAACCGGAUUCGAACCCUGGAUCCUCUGCGGAAUAAUGCAAACUUGGAACACCUAAAUGUCAGCGGGAAUAGGCUCGAACGCUUUGAAGACAUCCAGGCGCUUCGCCUGCUGCCAAACAUUAAGGAGCUGUACCUCAGUUCGAUCUACUACAAAAAUAACACUCUGGUGGGAAGCCUACUCUACAAGCACUACUUCUGCACCAAUUUUCCAAAUUUACUGAUAUUAGACCACCAAGUCAUAAGCAGCCAGGACAGGAAGUUAACCGCACGGGACAUGGAAACACUCAAAAGCAUCUCCGAUUUCAAAAUGAACUUUAUCGAAGAAAAAUAUAUAAAGGAAAAACAACAUCUCCUGUUCAUUAAUAACAAAAAUUUAUUUUACUUGAAUGAAGUUCUAUGGCCCAUUCAUCUUUACUUCAACAUGGAGGGGUCCGCUGUGGAUGCUAAUACCAACGGGGAAAACGAACGAAUAGCAGAGAUAAAGCGGGAGGUAUCAUUUUUGCUGAGCGCGUAUAACUGCAGGUUUAACUACAUCAUGCGGAGGCUGAAGGAAGAACGGGACCUGCAGAAAAAAUAUGUCUCCACGUCGAUGAAUUCCUAUUUUAACAUUUUCUUCCAAGUCGUGACGAAGCAGCAAGCAGAGUACUGCGAAGUAGAAGACUUACUCAGGCGAAACUUCAACGCAAAGUUGCUAAGGAGCUACUUUGUUGAGGAUAUAAAAAUUGAGAGCAUUGUAAAAGUGAAGAAGCUCAACCAUGGAUGUCUGGACGCGUUAAUCGAAGACCACCUGAACAGCGUGGUUUAUGAGAAAAAUUUGCUCUUCCUGCACCCGUAUAAUUACUGUAAAAUUAACGACCACUUUGAUUUUGACGAAAAAGAAAUUUUAGUGGAGGACCCGGAGAGGAGGAAGUUUUUUGACAGAAACUUCGUUUGCUCGUGCCUCAGCUUGAGCCAUGUGUUGAAGACGGCCAUCAGGACGUUCCUCGCGGAGGAUCAGGACGACCUGGUGCACCCGAUUUACCUCAGAAGCAGGGGGGCAGAAACUGCAACAGGCUCGACAACUGUGGAAGACUCUCCCAAUGCGUGUUCCCACGCAACUGAGGUGAACGUGAAGAAGAAAAUUGUGCGGAGCAAAAAGUUCGACUUUCCUCCAGUGCGCAUAUACGUGGUGGAGAGUUACUUCUUCCCGAAUGAACACAAAGAGGCGACAGCCUACACCAUGUCCGGAGGUCGGGGGGACAAUGAAAAGAACGAGGAGUCUAAAUUUAAAAUAUAUUACACGAAGCCGAGACACACCAAUUUGAAAUUCAUAGUCAACGUAAGUCUGGUGAGUGGGGGCGCAGGGGUGAGCAAGGGAAACUCCCUCAUCGGAGUAGAUACAGAAGGAAAAGGGAAACAGAAAGAAAAGAACAUCAACAUGGACUUCCUGAAUUGUGUGAAAGUACAAGAUACCGUGGAUACUCCAAAUGGAUCACAUGCAAGAGGAAAACUUAAAAAAGAUUUUUACGAGUACCUUUUAACUUUCAAAUUAAUUAACUUUUUUUAUGUUACGAAAUAUUUUAUAAAGUUAAGUAAAGUCAUUUGUGAGAUUAAGAAAUGUGUGUCGAUUCUUUUGGCUAAAUAUAACUUGAAGCACCUGCUUCCCUUGAGUGUCAAACAUUUCAGAGAGAAGUUGGAAGUUACUUUACCUGAGCAUGUUAAUAUAUUGGAGAAGAAGAGGUUGGACCUUAUCCGCCUCGUUAGGGAAUCAUCUGCAUGUGAAAUUUCCCCCAAUACGGACAGUACCGCAGCAACAUAUACACGAGAAGAGGAAGACAGUAGAGCGCAUGCCGAAACGGAGGCCCUACACCUUAGCAGCUUCCACAUACACAAGCUGAAGUUGCGAGUUGUGCAGGACAUUUUUAGGAACUUGAAGAAAUUAUGUCUGGUCAAUAACAAUAUCAGCGACUUGAGUGUGCUUUUCCAUUGUGAGGAAGAGGACAUUGAUUCUUUAGUGCACCUCGACCUUUCCUUUAACUCCAUAACAACCCUUGCUCCGAUAUGCAAUAAAUUCAGGAAGUUAAUGCACUUGGAUAUAUCCUUCAACUGUAUUUGUGAUUACGUGGAAAUUGUAAUGUUCAGUGGGAACCAUAAGGAGGUAGAGUCGCUGUCACUUGUUGGUAACUCCCUUUAUGUGAAGCCCUCGCACCAGGAGUGUAUUCACCGGAUUUUCCCUCGCAUCGUAUUGCUGAACGGGGUAGACGUGACGUUGGGUGUGGAGUUAGAUUUGGAAGCGCACUGCUCGGUUCAGAUCCCGUGGGAUGAUGCCCCGAGUAGUGCCAGGCACGCCAUGUUGACGAAAGGGCCCAAGUGCAGCGAUUACCUGGAGAAAUUGGAAGUAGUGAAUCUGUCAGAUCUGUACACCUCUCUUCCCAUCUCCGAUUUCUCCGUUCUUCCAAACUUGAAAGAAUUAAACCUCUCCAGCAACGGAAUGGACAGUGUGGAGGACCUGAAAUUGCCGACGUGCUUACGUAAGCUGAACUUACGGAACAACAGAUUAAGAGUCAUCAACUUCCUAACAAGCAACUUAGGAAUUGAAAUCCUCAUUUUGGACAGGAACAACCUUACAAAUAUCGACAUGGUGAACUGUCUCAAGAAGUUGAAGGUAUUGAGGUGCGCACACAACAAGUUGGCGACCAUACCAUUAAUGCAGAAUGCACAGCUCGUUGAACUGAACGUACACGACAACUUCAUAGAAGACAUUACUCACUUGGUUCUGAUGAAGAAGAAGAAGUCUCUAAGGUCCAUAAACAUUUACAACAACAAAAUAAACUUUCCCAACUUAGAACUCUACAUAAUCCACACGUUCAGGAAUUUGAUCAUCUUAAAUGACAUGUACAUAGAGAGGACAGAUCAUGUAGAUGCAUUUUUUAAAAAUAUAUAUACCCUCAAUGUUUUUCAUGAUCUGUACAACAUGUUCCCUCCCUACACCUCCUUGAGAGUUCUUGAAAUUAAAAACUUGAAGAUUCGGAGCAUCAUGUUCCGCAUCAGCAAUGAGAACUUUGCUAAUUUAGAGCGCCUUGAUUUGUCUAACAACUUCCUCAGCAGCAUCACCAACGUAGGUCCGCUCGACGGUCUCAAGGUUCUACUCCUAAACAACAACAAGCACAUCAGCGAAGAGUCUUUCAUGGGUGCGGAUGGGAAAAGUGUACUGAACUCCUUGAAAUCACUGGAGGAAUUGGGCAUUAGCUCCUGCAUGCUGUGCAGAACGGACUUUCUGAGGAAGUGCAGCAACUUGGGGAACCUGAGGAACCUAAACUUGGAGGGAAAUAAUAUCCACUCAGUGAGCAGUCUGUCCCACUUGGAGAAUCUGCUCGAUUUAAAUUUGUCCAACAACAAAGUGUCCAAGAUAUGCCCAGAGGCAUUUCCCCCCCAGCUAAGGCGCCUAAGUUUGUCCAACAACUUGAUCAGGAAUUUGGCACCACUGGGGGCGCUGCAAAACUUGGUAACCCUGGAUCUCCGAGUUAACCGACUAGACAGCAUAGAGGAGUUCACCUCAUUAAAGGACAUGCACGCGUUGAGGGUUCUCUACCUAAGUGGGAACAGAAAGAUAAGGGAACAAUUCCCAAGCAUAAAGAACAUGCUUAAACAAGUGGAUACCCUGGACGAUAAGGUUGUGGUGGAACAUGAGGGGAUGCUGCAGAAUAUAUUGGACCAGAGGGAAUGCGCUAGGAGCAAUGGGGACAAGAGCGCGAAGGAAGUGCGGGCAGAAACUCACAGGGGUGCGCAGGAGGGUUGCAUGAAGGAAGACACGAAAACUCCCAAUGGAAAUAUCAAGGGGGGGGCGCUUAGAAAAGGGGUGCUCACCCCAUCGCAGACCAAGCUGCGGCGACCGUCCAAAAUGGAAAGCUCCUUUCAUGAGCGAAUGAAGCAGGACAACUUUACCGUUAUAGGUAGACGUGUAAGCAGAAGUGAUAAUUGA
This is a messenger RNA of Plasmodium knowlesi strain H, 4401 nucleotides long. Its product is annotated as leucine-rich repeat protein. Gene Ontology annotation, molecular function: protein binding. The transcript is spliced from 18 exons. The coding region runs from base 1 to 4401 and encodes 1466 amino acids. NCBI's taxonomy places the organism in Eukaryota, Apicomplexa, Aconoidasida, Haemosporida, Plasmodiidae. The record is from RefSeq and is a predicted model, not a curated record.